Molecule: messenger RNA, 2184 nt
Organism: Microtus oregoni (creeping vole)
Lineage: Eukaryota; Metazoa; Chordata; Mammalia; Rodentia; Cricetidae
Product: zinc finger protein 345-like
Exons: 8
Coding region: 1-2184 (727 amino acids)
Biological process (GO): regulation of DNA-templated transcription
Source: RefSeq, a predicted model, not a curated record
AUGUCUGUCUCAGCAGAGCUCAGUGGUGUCUGCACAAUGGCUUGGAUUCCUCUCCUCUUCUUCCUCCUUCACUGCACAGGGUCUUUCUCCCAACCUGUGCUGACUCAGUCACCCACAGCCUCGGCCUCCAUGGGAGCCUCAGUCAAACUCACCUGUACCUUGAGUAGUCAGCACAGCUCCUACACCAUUGACUGGUUCCAGCAACAGCCAGACAAGGCUCCUAAGUAUGUGAUGUGGCUUAGUAGUAUUGGAAACCAUGGCAAGGGAGAUGGGAUCCCUGAUCGCUUCUCUGGCUCCAGCUCUGGGGCUCCUCGCUACUUAAGCAUCUCCAACAUUCAGCCUGAAGAUGAAGCUGACUAUUUCUGUGGUACAGAUAAUGGAAUCUUGACAUUCCAGGAUGUUGCAAUUGAUUUCUCUCCAGAUGAGUGGGACUGCCUCAACGUUGAACAGAAGGCUUUGUAUAGGGAUGUCAUGUUGGAGAACUAUAGUAAUAUGGUCUCUGUAGGUCUUUCAGUGCCAAAACCAGACAUAAUCAUCUGUCUUGAACAAAGCAAAGAACCCUGGAUUGUGAACAUGGGAGAGAAAGAAGGCAAUGAAAAAGUUUUCUAUUUUAAUCAAAAACAAGAUCUGAUUUCACUGGAGAAUAGACAAGAUCCUAUCCAAAAGUUAAUAUCAGGAAUAGAUAAUGACCAGACACAAGAGAAACAUUUUGUAAGUAAUCGAAUUGGACAAAACUACUACAUGGAAUGUGAGAAGGGCUCCAACAGAUCUCCAUGCCUCACUAGGCUUAAGAGAAUUAAUCUCAGAGAGGAGGCAUACAAAUGUAAAGAUUGUGGCAAGUCAUUUACCCAUCAUGCAAAACUUCAAGCUCACCAGAGAAUCCAUACUGGUGAGAAACCUUACAGAUGUCAAGAAUGUGGCAAAUCUUUUACCCAGGAUUCAAAUCUUCAUAGGCAUAACAGAAUCCAUACUGGUGAGAAAUCUUACAGGUGCCAAGAAUGUGGCAAGUCCUUUACCCAGCAUUCAAAUCUUCAGGCGCAUUACAGAAUUCAUACUGGUGAGAAACCUUACAGGUGCCAGGAAUGUGGCAAGUCCUUUACCCAGGAUUCAACUCUUCAGGCGCAUUACAGAAUUCAUACUGGUGAGAAACCUUACAGAUGUCAAGAAUGUGGCAAGUCUUUUACCCAGGAUUCAAAUCUUCAUAGGCAUAACAGAAUCCAUACUGGUGAGAAAUCUUACAGGUGCCAAGAAUGUGGCAAGUCCUUUACCCAGCAUUCAAAUCUUCAGGCGCAUUACAGAAUUCAUACUGGUGAGAAACCUUACAGGUGCCAGGAAUGUGGAAAGUCCUUUACCCAGGAUUCAACUCUUCAGGCGCAUUACAGAAUUCAUACUGGUGAUAAACCUUACAGAUGUCAAGAAUGUGGCAAGUCAUUUACCCGGGAUUCAACUCUUCACGAACAUCGCAGAAUCCACACUGGUGAGAAACCUUACAGAUGUCAGGUAUGUGGCAAAUCUUUUACCCAUUACACAAGUCUUCACAGACAUCGCAGAAUCCAUACUGGUGAGAAACCUUACAAAUGUCAGGAAUGUGGCAAGUCCUUUACCCUUUCCUCAAAUCUUCGCAUUCACCACAGAGUCCAUACUGGUGAAAAACCUUACAGAUGUCAGGAAUGUGGCAAGUCCUUUACCCAGGCCUCAAAUCUUCACAUUCACCACAGAGUCCAUACUGGUGAUAAACCUUACAGAUGUAAAGAAUGUGGCAAGUCAUUUACCGUGUCCUCAACGCUUCAGAGUCAUCAAAGAAUCCAUACUGGUGAGAAACCUUACAGAUGUCAAGAAUGUGGCAAGUCGUUUACCACUGUCUCGGGUCUUCACAGACAUCGCAGAAUCCAUACUGGUGAGAAACCUUACAGAUGUCAAGAAUGUGGCAAGUCAUUUACCACAGUCUCAGAUCUUUAUAAACAUUGCAGAAUCCACAGUGGGGAGAAACCUUACAGAUGUCAAGAAUGUGGCAAGUCUUUUACCACUGUCUCAGGUCUUUACAGACAUCGCAGAAUCCAUACUGGAGAGAAACCUUAUAGAUGUCAGGAAUGUGGCAAGUCCUUUACCCAAGUCUCAACUCUUCACGCUCACCACAGAUCCAAACUAGUGAAAAACCUUACAUAUGUAAAGAAUAUAAAAUAG